This is a messenger RNA of Erpetoichthys calabaricus (reedfish), 6503 nucleotides long. RefSeq lists its product as uncharacterized. Gene Ontology annotation, molecular function: protein binding. The coding region runs from base 1450 to 4587 and encodes 1045 amino acids. The record is from RefSeq and is a predicted model, not a curated record. The transcript has 7 exons. Lineage: Eukaryota; Metazoa; Chordata; Cladistia; Polypteriformes; Polypteridae.
UAACAGCCGACAUGACGCCAACAAUUCCAUUCUCAGCGGUCGUUUUACUUCUCCGGCGUCCAGAACUCGUCGACUGGACUCGCGAUGGGCGGGGCGCAAACAGAACAGAGACACGCCCCCUCGAAAGUUCUCCGAGUUUCUGAGCCCAAAGCUUCAGCCGAGUCCGAGCCAGUGUCCUGUCAGCCGUUGUUUUUAAACAGAGAAACAGAGCUAAUGCCGCCUUCAUUGGAUAAGAAUUUGGCGGAAUGUGGUGGCAGGUGCGGGGCUCAGGACUUCUGCAGCCGCCCACGACUCGUCUCAUCCGCUGGGUUCGCCGUCUUUCACGGGGGCUUUUUCUUCCCUUUUUAACGGGAUUCUCCUUUUUGUUCGCUAGUGAAAGGGAGGAAGGCGGAAACUCACGAGUACAUGCAGUAAUGAAAAGAAGGGACUGGUUAUGCUGGUUUCUUCAUAAAGGAAAUAAAAAUGAAAUUCAAUGCAGAGCAAAGAAGAGAACAGGAGAAAGCCAACGCGGGGUGUCUCUGUUUCUGGAGACUCUCGUCUUCUUAAGCUUUUCAACAUGCUGAAUGAUUUUUCUGGUUUCCAGUGCCAACCUUUGCAAACCAUGGGCAGCUCCGCUACAGUCGAUGGGUUGUAAUCCACAGAUUUGGGGCAUCAUCCGUACACUAUUACCUGGGCACCCGUGGCCAGUUUUCGCUGAAUCGAUGUGCAAAUCGACUAUUCGUCUUGUUUGGACAGCCUCGGCUCUCAAGAGUGUGAGAGAUGGACAGCGAUGCGACCCCCAGCAUUGCAUCUGUGUGCCCACCUUUAGGUUUUGUAUGAAGAAAAAAAUCUUUAAGAGUGGAAUGGAGGGGAGGCUUGGAGAUUAAAAGGAAGAUGAGUGGCAUCUGUUUUGUAUUAAGCCGCAGAGUGUGCGCCGAGACUCAGGAGAAGUUUUAGAGCCUCUCUGGCAUCUCCGUUUUUUUUCCUUCUGACGAGUGGCGUCAGUGUCUCCAAAAGAAAUCAGCACCACAAAAAUGCAGGCCUGAAGAGCGAGUGGAUUGGACUGUGGAUGGACUCUGAACUUCUGUCUAAACCUGUGAACUUCAAACUAUGGGAUUUCAGGAAAGGCCACUGUUGUUUUUUGUUUUCUGAGUAUAAGGAGGGGGGCCUUUAUUUCAGAUGGAUUUUUUUUCAGUUUAUAGACAUUUCAACCCAGAAAUUCCCUGCAGAAUUUUGAAGAUGGAAUUUUGUUUCUUCAAUUAAAGCUGUUGCAGACCUUUAUUUAAUAUUAAGCAGAAUGAAGGUCACCGCUAAAAGAAAAGUAUGCUAAUUUUAUUUUUGGAAGACUUUUUUUCACAUUUUUUUGGUGGCUAACCAGUUGUCCCAAGAGGUUCCUUCAACAGCUUUUACAGAAUAUGACAAGAACUGACCUCUACAGUGCUAAAGGUAAAGCAAACGAUUCCUAGGAGGAUGGACUUACAUGACAAAUCUUCCUUGUCUUCUUUGAUGAUCACCACAGCCCAGCCUUUUCGCAGGGCUGGUAGAGCAUCAGACACCUCCUGCAUGGUAUCGUUUGACAGUGCUGUCCACGCGGAUUCCGAAGACAACAAAAAAGGCAAAAUUACUCAGUUCUCCAUCCGGUCUGCCGGCACUAUGAAACGCUUUCCUGAGGUCACCUCCUCUUUACGCAGAUUCAGCUUACAGGAAAGGAGGAAUAUAUUUGAGCAGGGUUGUGAUGGUACUGUCAAGCCUCCAACUUGGAAAAGUGGCAGCAGAGAUGGAAGUAAUAGUAAUGAUUGCAGGCAUAGUGAUGCCACAUGGAGCAAGGAAAGGCUGAAACAUUUGGGCAAACCUGUGCCGCCACCAAUACCACCCAAGCCCACGGCAGACAGGGUUGAUGAAGUAAAGAAAAGGAUGCAGUCUGAGUCUGCCUUUAGUGCUCUUAGGACAUUUGAAUGUGCCAACUCUGUCAGGUAUAAGGACCAUGAGUGUGUCCAAAAGGAAUGUGACUUCUGUCUAAGAAAAGAAUCUAAAAGUGACCUCAGGGAUGGCACUGAGCAAAACAAAUUAAAGGCUUUAGCUGUUAAUGAGGAUGCAGAGGCCAUAUGCUAUAAUUAUACUUUGAAUCCACAGAGAGACAGCCAGAAGCUGGCAUUUAAACCCAGCACAGAUAUGGAGACAGACACCAACAUUUCAUCACAGGAGUUCAUAAACACCCCUCCAGGAGAAGCUACUGCUCUUCAGUACAAGCCCUUCAUGAGUGAGGCCAUGGACCGCAGCAGCCAUACUGGGAGUUUCUCAAGGAGGAAUGAGUGGAAAUCUAUAGACAAUGGAAAUGCAUUUUCAAAACAACCAAGGUGCACAUCUUCCCAAGAUCAAGCCGGCCACUCUCAUCCACCAGUGGUGUCAGAAGUAACUGGGACUUCAGGCAGCCUGUUGUUACUAAGCAGCCAACAACACAAUAGAAGCCAAUCUUUGAAGAAGGAUGGAUCAAAUGAAAGCAGCUUGAGCCAGCAAAAAGCAUGGCAGCAAAAGUCUGCCCUGUCAAGAGAAGAGACUGAGCAAGGCUGGACCAGGAAGCAAUAUGGGAAAUGCCCCAAAAGCCUAAUCCAAAGUCUUGCUGCAAACUAUGGCAGACACCAUGAUGCUGUAAAUGCAGCUGGGGGUGUAGAGACACCUUUUACAGUCAAAGUCAAAGAGCGUUUAUCAAGUCUGAGAAAGGAUGGCCUCCAUGACAGAAUCCAGAUGAAGUCAGGAGAUGUUUACACAGUAAAUCCAGGAUGCCAAACAGAGAUGCCCAGGUCAGGAUCUGCCCUGCUAACUCAUUGUUCAGCCUUUGAACAGGAGCUGCUAAGUGCAGUACCAUCCGUGAGAAGCAGAAUUCAUUCCUUUGAAAUGCUAGGCAAUGGGAAGGAGAAUUUUAGAAAGUCAGAUUCUGUAUUACAAAGACCAGCCUCCUCACGCAUUUUUAGUGCUCCGUCCUCUUGUAUUUAUCCAGCUUCUAAAGGGCUUCAAAGACAUGAGUGGCCAAACACAUCUCGGUCCUGCCCUGCGGAAAAUAAACAAAUCAACCAGGACACCUGUGGCAGGACAUCGCCAAGUGUUCCAAAGAGUCCUGGUUUGAUGGGAGAUGAAUGGCGAAUGGAUUGCAAUAGGGCGACAGCCAAAGACUCAAGUGAAAACAUAUUCAGACGACGAGAGGUUCAAAGCAAUGCAGUUUACCAAGAAAAUAGCAGCCUUCACCCUCAUUUAGAAGCAAAUAGCAGGAAUGUAGAAAAACCAUGCGAUUUAAAAGACAUAGGAGAUGUUGCUCGGGAAGACCCUUUGAAGAAAACAACAUUGAUAGGUGACUGGCUCUGUCUUCCACCAGGUGCGCUUCAUCUGACCAAUUCACGGCUUGAGGUGGUUUCUGAUUUGACAACCACUGAGCAGGAAAGCGUACCAGCAGAGUCCACCGAAUAUCUGGACUGCGCUUCCUCCAAUAAGCUGAAAAACAAUAACGAGGAAUUUGCUGUCCACCCAGCUGCUAGUCCGCCCCAUGGCAGGGCACCCUCUUCCAACAUUUCACCACUUUGUUCCUCAUCCCCAGUGGCGUACAGCCAGGUCAAUGGAAAGAGAGGAAUUGACAAUCCUUUGUGUCCCCUUGAAACACAUCCAUCUCUACCGUCAAAACUGGGUGAGAACAGUUCAUCUGAUGAAGAGGAUUCUGAUUCAGUACUGACCUCCCUGAGUGACUUCAGUCAGACUGAUACCAGAAGCUUCUCCUUAAGCCUGGCUGAGCUGCGUGAGUUUGGACUGGAUUUAUGCCACCCUGAUGAUCCCAAAGCAGCUCAGGGCAACCUGAUGGAUGGCACCGCUUCCCUUGGCUCCAAUAUGUCCGUCUUAUCCUUUGUUUCCCUUAUCCCUUCGGAGGAUCUCGACAGGAUGAUUGAAGAUGUGCAGGGAGUGAGGGAGGAUGUGCUGCAGAACUAUGAAGACAUUCACGUUGUUGUUUUGCAUAAAGAGGAUGGGGUUGGCCUGGGAUUCAGCAUUGCUGGUGGCGCCGACCAAAGCAGACCGGUCACGGUUCACAAGGUUUUCCCCAAUGGACUGGCAGCCCAGGAAGGGACAAUUCAACAUGGUGAUAAAGUACUGUCAGUUAAUGGCUAUUCACUUAAGGGCUGUACACACAGUGAGGCACUACGAAUUCUGCGCAAGUCCCGUAUGCUUGCCCAGGCAAUCAUUGUGCUGCAGAAACAGGGCCCGGUUGAGCCAAAUGAUGUGCAGACACUUAAUGUGGACCAAAAUGUUGUGAAGAGCUCCAUAAAGCUUAAAUGUGAACAAGAAGAGCCAUCAGAAGAGCUGGUCACUGUGGAAAUCGCCAAGAGGUCAUCUGGGCUGGGCUUCAGUCUGGAAGGGGGCAAGCAGUCGAGCCAGGGUGAUCGACCUCUCACAGUCAAGAAGGUUUUCUUGGGUGGUCCUGUAGACUUGGUCCAACCUGGAGAUGAAAUCCUAGAGAUUCAUGGCCAGAGCAUGCAGGGACUCAUGCGCUUGGAAGCAUGGCAGUUUAUUAAAUCUCUGCCUGAAGCCCCAGUGAAGGUUGUGUUGAAAAAGAAAUCCAAAACCUGACUAAGUUUGGAGGGUCAGAAGUCAAAUUUUGAAAAAAGCACAAACUGCUGACCUACAGCGUUCACAACAAAGUUCUGGCCGUCUAAAGAGAUGCUUGGGGUGCACAGUCAGUAUUUCCUUAGUUCAGUCAAGUAUGUCUGAAUUUCCUUACAUUUCAAGAUGUCACAGAAACGGACUUGUUAUUAAAAGGAGUUUGAACAACAUUAGUCUGUGCAUCAUCUGACCCAGUAUGGUGGACUCAUCUUCACAAUGACUGCAUGAGUGAUGUUUAUUAAGCCAAAGUUAAACAACAUGGACAGCUGAAAGUGUCAGAAAAUGCCUGCCAAUAUCCUAUUUGGUACCAUAUUUAUAUACUAAGCAUAAAGGCCUGUUAUCUUAGACUUCACCAAAGGGAACAAAUGACAAACUGGAACUGUGCUGCACUCAAAACAAACAAGUACCAGAAGAAUUGUUUCUACCCUGUGCUCAGUUCUACUCAGUGCUCGAACUAUGAAUGAAGUCUACCAGCCAGGGGUGACUGCAUCUGAUCAAUGCAAACCUUCAUUAAAACUUGAAGUGCAUUUCGGAUGCUGCAUGACAAUUAUUAUGUGAAAAAAUAGGUUUCAUUACUGUUGUUAUUAGAUAGCUUAAGGAAGUCACUUGAUGCCUCAUUUUGACCACAUGUGUCCCAGAUAGCCUCAGCUCCCAUAAAUCCAAUCACUCGAAUGUUCAUGCACGUUGUUAUCAAGAGCAUCUAUUCCUAUUUUUAAUGAAUCAAAAUGUAGUGGGCUUCCAAGUGGUGCAGAGCAAACUUAUCAGAUAUGUCAAUACCUUAUCUAGCUUCCGCACACUCAUGGGGAGUUAAGAGGUACUGUAUUGUGUUUUUUUUUUUUUGUGAUCUAUAUUUUUUUUUCCUUUGUGUUUCCAUUACUUGUUUAAAAAAUGGCCCCACCUUGCCAUGUGUUCAGUACUGAUCUGCUUUCAAUAUAAAUAAUGCAUUUCAUCUUGAAAUAAUUUGUCCUCCUCGCCUGAAUCUAAUUUUGGCAGCUUAUCUCAGCAGUGAAUCCAGCAGAGAAACAAAUUCACCUUAGAAUACUGAACUACAAUAAAACUUCACAGAAAGGACCUCUUGAGUUUAAGGCUUUGCAAUACUUUUUUUUUUCAACAGGCCUUUUAUAAGUUACUGUUGCCACAGGUUGUUUUUACUGAAGGAAAACAUGGUGGUGCAGAGGUUAGCUUUGCAGCUUCAUGGUUAUUUUACCCAAUGCUUGAACCCUGUAUUGUAUUUAGCGUGUGGAAUUUGCAGAUUUCCCCUGUGUCUAUAAAGUGGCCCCAGUGUUAGUAUGUCUGUUUGUGUGUGCCCUGUGAGGAAUGGGUCCAUUAUCCAAGAAGGGUUAGUGCCGUGCUGCCAAGAUAGGCUUCUAUUUUCUGCAUUAUUUUUACUAUACAAGCUUAUACUCUCAAAUAACUGUAACUGAUAAAUUAAUGUUAUGAACCAAAUAUACAGAUAUAUGAAUGUUAAUAUCUUUAUUUAUUAAUCUGGCACAAAAUUACAAUUUGCUAAAAGAACCAAUGGCAACAAGUGAAACUAAUUUUUCAAAGCUGAACAAAAGCAAUUUGACUACUUUGUAGAGGCGAGCUCCAGGCAGUUCCUCCAUGUACACCUCGGCCUUGGUUUUACCACAGAUUCUGCACCUGCAUCCACAUUCAUAAUGUUACCUAAAAUGCAGAAUUUUCUUACUUCUUCCAAACUAACCCCAUCUCUAUUAUCCAAGCUUAUGCUUGCCCAGUGCAGCUCUCAGACACUUUUGUGUUUUUGACACUUGCAUUCUACCCACUACCCCCUUUUACAGUUUCCCUUCCAGUUACUCACACACAGAAUGCAAACCACGUACCACACAGGUCAUGUUACCGAUAUCAACCAUACCUUCUCUUCC